Messenger RNA from Phytophthora infestans T30-4, 1027 nucleotides. RefSeq lists its product as uncharacterized. The record is from RefSeq and is a predicted model, not a curated record. The transcript has a single exon. Bases 75 to 536 code for a protein of 153 amino acids. NCBI's taxonomy places the organism in Eukaryota, Oomycota, Peronosporomycetes, Peronosporales, Peronosporaceae.
ACAGCCCUCACUGGCCGUGCGGGAGCUGCCUUCCUAUCCCUCAUUUUGAAAAGAUGAACGGCCCAUGAGAGAAGAUGAUCAGGCAGCUAUGGUGCGAGCUAUGCAAGGACGGGUGGAAGCCGCGCAAGCCGACUGGCAUGGCUAAGGACCACCGAUAUGUCAGACCUGGAGUCCAAGGGCGCCUGGAUGAAUCAAGACGCGGAAUUGAUUAUUAUGAAGGUGAAUACUGCGCAUUGAUGCAAAGACUACACAAGGGCUAUCAGUGCUUUGUAUUGACAGGUGAGGCUGAGCUAAUGGUAUUUGCGCGCCGGUCUGGUUGGCUUGAAUCGUCAGUACCACGAGUCGGCAUCACUGUUUCGGCUCCGAUGGGCAAGCUAGCUGCGUAUGCAGUGGCCGGGAGGCAGGUGCCAUACCUCGACGACUCGAAACCUACAACGUCAAGUUCUGUGGGCUUGGGGCAGGCGCCCGCCUUCGGUGACCGCAUUUGUGAGCCAGUCUCCCACCGCCCUGCCCUCAACCGGCUCGAAAAGUCGUGAAUUGAAGGAGACGGUUGCUGAAAUGGACCGAGCCGUCGAUACUGACGCUAUUCCAGAAUCUACAGAAGAUACCGGUGCCAAAGGUGUAGCUAGUUUGAAUGACGAAGGGACCAGCAGUGUGCGUGGCGAAGUCGUCGACACCGAGAGUAUUAACGUCUUCGACAGCGACCAAUUUAUGGAUCGACUGUGAGCGGAAAAUCUAUUCGAUUCGAUCUCUGAUGACGACGGGAAUCUGGUGGAUGCAGCGGACCUGAGCGACUCAGAGUCUGGUGCCGACGACGAUAAUAUCAUGGAAGACAACCCGUGGCCCCCGGAGACGACGAAAGUUGUAGAAGACUUAGAAGUGUUUGGAAUAAAUGAAAAUGACAGCGGGUCAUUUGACAUGACGACCGGUCAACUUCGCACAAUCGCUGAGUCUGGUUGGGUUGCCUACGAUGAAGAGCACAGUGGUACGUCUGUACUAUACAUAAUAUCGUAUAUUUUAUUGCUAA